AUUGGCAGCCCCUGGGGCUGCUCAUUGUGCGUAUGGUAAUAAGCGGCGGCGGCGCUGCGCCCCGCUCCGGCUGCCCGCCCGGGGCUGCGCCGCUGCUGCUGCCGCCGCCCUCGCCGUUAUGCGCCCGGCUCGGCCGCUGCCCCGCCGCCGCCGGGCUCCUAUAUAAGUGGGGAGCGGGGCCCAGCGGGCUGCUGAAGAUGAGGGCUCCGCCGCCUCCGUCCUCUCUGCAGAGCUGCGCGCUUCUGGCCGGCCGCCCGGCCGCGGAGAGCCCAGCCCAGCGCCCAGCGGCAGGGGGCCGCGCGGGGCAGCGGCGCGGGGAGUAGCUGCAGAGCGCCGGCGGCCCCCCUGCCCCCGCGGCCGCUGCCAUGAGCUGCUCGGACGUGGUGCCGCACCAUUCCCCGGCGGCGUGCGGGGCGCCCCAGUAUCUGCCGAGCCCGGGGGCGGCAGCCGCCUAUUGCCCCCUUCCUGCGCCCCGCCAGCAGAAGAAGUUAGCUGUUUACAACAAGAUGCAAGAGUCCCUGGAGGUGACCCUUCCCAGCAAGCAGGAGGAGGAUGAGAAAGACCAGCCCGCUGAGAUGGAAUACCUUAACUCUCGCUGUGUCCUUUUCACCUACUUCCAGGGAGACAUUGGGUCAGUAGUGGACGAACACUUCUCAAGAGCUUUGAAUCAAGCCAGCAGCUUCAACCCAGAAACUGCCCUUUCAAAAAACAAGGCAGGGCUAAGUCCUCUGUGGAGAGAGAGCUCAACAAUUUCAAGCCAACGGAGCAGUUUCCCAACUUCAUUUUGGACCAGCUCUUAUCAACCUCCACCUCCACCAUGCUUGAGUGGAGUCCACCCUGACUUCCCAGUCACUGCACCAGGCACCUUCCACACAGCAGAUCCUAGCAGCUGGCCAGGACAUAGCCUUCAUCAGACUGCCCCACCUCCUCCCUCUACUGCAUCCGAAUCCUGGCAUUAUCCUUUAGCAUCUCAGGUUAGCCCUUCAUAUGCGCACAUGCAUGAUGUGUACAUGCAUCACCAUCACCCCCAUCCACACAUGCAUCAUCACCAUCCCAGCUCUCACCUUGACCCACGAUAUGGAUCCCUAUUGAUGCCUUCAGUACGUGCAGCCAGGAUUCCUGCUCCACAGUGUGACAUGACAAAGACAGAUCCUACUACUGUCACCAGUGCUACCUCAGCAUGGGCUGGAGCCUUUCACGGAACCGUAGAUAUUGUGCCAAGCUUCGGGUUUGACACAGGUCUACAGCAUCAGGACAAGAGCAAGGAAUCUUCUUGGUUCUGAAGAUCAGAUGCAUCUUAGCACCGGAUAGCAUCCCCACAGCUGGGAUGAUGAUAUUGAAACGGUUGACUGUUUCUGCAUGGGGGCAGAGGACACACCGCUAAGGAGAAGAUGAAGAGCCAGUCAUUCUGGUUUUGCUAUUGAGCCUUUUCUUUGGCAGGCCACUUCUGGGUCCCAGAACAUAGAAGAAAAAACCCUUGUUUUUCUUUCUUUCCUCAUCUGAGCCCUGCUGCAGCUGUGCAACCUAACUCUGUUUUGCUCCUUUCCCAGUGUUUUGUUUUGUUCAUUCUGAUUGGUUUUUUUAUGCACAGCCUUGAUUGUAGGGAAAAGACUGUGCCUUGACUACAGUGCUCAUCCUUUCAGGAACAGGGUUUUGGCAGCGCUUUGUGUGUCGAUUUUUGUAGAAAUACAGAAAGUUUGGGCAAGGGUUGAUGGACUAUUUUAGGAUGACAUAUUUUUUUAAAAAAAAUCGUUAAAUUGUUAAGUUCUGUUUAAAGAACUUGCUCUCAGAGAAGCACUGACAAAAAUGUAUAAAAUGCUUAUUUUUAGAUGUUUGUAUUUGUGUGUUUGUUUUGUUACCUCAAUUGUCUUUUUUUUUUUUUUUUAAAGAGCAAACCCUUUCCUAGUCCAAUCCUUCAUUGUUUCCGUUUUGCAAGAUUUUGCAGCUUGUCCUUUAUUCUAGCUUAAACAGCUAUAAUUUACUCUUAACAUUUCUGCUAAAUAUUUUUCCUGCCUGUCAGAUUGUAGAAAUGGUGUCUAUAUUUUUUUUCUUGCUUCUGAAAAUGGCUUUGUGCUGGCUGUGCUGACUAUGAGAAGAAAUGUGUGAAACUUUUAGCAUGGGGCAAAGUCUGACGUUGUUAUAGGAACUAUAUUAUCAACCCAUUCAUUCUUUCAAAAUGGACCAAAUAUUUAUAUGGACUUAAAGGAGAAAAUGAGCCUGGCCCUGGCCCAGUGUCCAUCAAAGUGAAUGGAAAGUCUCUAGUUGACAUCCAGGGACUCUGGAUCAGGCCCUCUUUCUGUGAUAACCAUCAACACAUAAAUUGGUAUUUUCAUUUCUAAUAACUUUGGGAGGCAGGAGUUUCAGUUUAGGCAAUCUAAAGAGUGGUAUUUUUCACAUGAACAUUCAAGGAUAAAAUACAGGUUUUGCAAAGAGCUACAACUCGUGGAAACAAAGUGUUUUCAUAAGGCCAGAUCUUGCAAUUUGCUGAAUAGCUUGUAUGAGUUGCUUGAGUGCCUUCAACUCCUAUUGAAUGAAACUUGGGCUGAAGUUUUCAAAAGUUGGCCUCUGAUCUCUGGUCCCUCAUUGUGUGGUUGCCCAACCUGAGACAUGUUAGGGACUGAAUCUGAAAAGGGCUAAUCGCCUGCAGCUCCUAUGGACUUCAUGUGCGGUUGUGAAUUUUUAGCCUUAGGCUGUCCAUUUAAGAAUCCACUCUGAGAUAACUUUUUGAUAAUUUUAGCCACAGAAGUUUGCAAGAGGAUUGCUGGAUUGGGCCUGAUCCAGAAGCCCCCCCUCCCCCCCACACACAUGAGGAGUCCUUUUUGAAGCCAGUGUGAGUAAGGAUUAAUUCCAUGAAUAAGAGCUGUAGCAUUGCAUAUUAAAAAACAAACAAACCAAUCCUGCAAUUAUCUUGGUGUAGGUGGAGCUAUGUGCAAAGCUCCCUUGACUUCAGUGGGGUUUUUAUAGGGUCAGGAAUCUGCCUGUGUAGUGCUCACUGAAGAAUGAGGGCUGACGUUGGUAAUGCAGUAAUUGUUUGGAAAUGUUGCCUUUUUGCUCCAUUCAGCUUUUAAAAUACAUAUUUAAGCUUUCCCUCAUUUUUCAAAAUAUUCCUAUCAUGUAUUCUAUUUUUGCUAACAGCCUUCCCAGCCAAAACAUUCAGAAGAUGAACAAAAAUAAUCUAAGUGUGAUCAGUACUGAGACAGAGGUUGACUUGUCUUUAGGGCAGUGAACAUCUUAAAUGUGGGGUUUACAAGUGCAGAGGACCCACAACUCCAAGUGAAGUGAAUGGAAGCUGUAUGUGCUCAACCUCCUGAAAUUCAGUUCUAUAUCUUGAUUAGACAACCUUCCUCUACACUCUUAGGACUUGGUGCUGUGAGGUGCUGAGCAGUUUCCACUCCCAUGGAAGCUCGCUGGAAAUGGAGGCACUCAGAAUCUCAGGAGUAAGCCCUUAAUGCUAAAGCACAUGUUUUGCUGAUUUGGAGCAUUAGGCCCAGUUUUUUAGUGGUAGUUAGGCAUUGCAACGCCUGAAGAUCUGAGUCCCAAUUACAACAUCCUUAACUCCUUCCUCCUAUCUCCCCUAGUCAUUAACAUUUUUUUCCUGAUGCUGAACUUCACUCCCACUAUAUUUUCAUAGCAAUGCUGUUCUCCUGGGGGAGCUGGUUUGUUGCUCAAUGGGUUAGUUAGCAAUGGGAAAACCUCAAGGGUAGGAAGCUAGCAUACGCUUCUAAAAGUUUGGCUACUUAUAGGAAAAUUGCAGUUCAAGAAAUACUGCAAGAUCAGACUCCCUUGUGACAGUGCCUGAAGGUCCUGGGUUUCGCUUUGCUGGAAAUGGUGAAAAACAGUUUUUCGUAGAUUUGGCUAGGCCUGCCAGAGAGAGGUUCUAACCACACCUUUUGAACUAAAAACAAACCAAGAAAGAAGUUCUUUUUUGAAUUUUGGUUGGUUCUUAUUGUAUCUGAAUUGGCUCACCUCUUUUUAGUAAUAGUGGCCAAUUGAUUGCUCUCCACUUUGCAACAAAAGAGCAUGGAAGGACUUGCUCCUGUUCCGAUUGGAGUCCAUGGCAGAACUCCCAGUGACUAAAAAGGCAGUAGGACUAGGUCCAAAGUUUCUGCUUGAAUCUCAAUUAGUGUUGUUUUUAUGGGUUAGCAGGUAAACAAGAUAUGAAUGAGUGAAGAUCCUAUCACCUCCUGCUCCCACCAUAAGGGCUGUGUCCACUGGCUAAACCUGAGAAUAAGUCUAAAGUACUUCUGCCACUCUGCAGGGUAAGGUAGACAGAGUGACAAUAAAAAUACGCUACUGGCAUAAGAGUUAAUGCAUCCAAUCAGUUGACUUAAAGGUUUAUUACAUUUUUUCCUUGUCAAAUUUGCUUUCACUAAACUGAGCAACUAAACUGAUCUUUGCUAAGAAAUCGGCUGGAAAAAAAAAAUGAAACCAAAGCCGUAGUAAUGUGGUUGCUCAUACAGUCUAAAACUUGAAGGACAGGAACAAAUCUUCCACAUAACAAACCUUUACAGUUGAAGUCAGCAGAUUUACUUCACCAAAAAAAAAAAAAAAAAAGAAAGAAAAAGAAAAGAAAAAGGGCUUAUGAGAAGCAGAUGUUGGGUUGAUAUCCAUUCCUGAAGGAGCAGAUUCUGUACUCACAACAUUUCAGUUUAAGAGUACUGAUGGCAGUGAAAAUAAAAGGGAAAGGUUCUGACGUAAGAGAAAAGGUCUGUAAAAACAGGGGUCAAUCAGUCCACAAGUCUUAAUAUACUGCAAAAGGAAUCAUCUCAUUGCUUAUAUGCUAAAUUCUACUGCCCUCCCAGGAAAAUGGGAGAUUUAUUUUGUGAGGGCCUGUACUAACAUAAUGUAUUUUAUUACUGUUUCCCUGAGGAGAUGCCAAAAUGAUUUUUGUGUCCAUACAAUCAAAUUUAUAUGAUUAAGUACUUAACUCUUUUUUUGUAGAGGUUUCUGCCUUCUGAGUUAUCUGGGGUCUGAUCCAACCCCCUGUGAAGUAAACUGGACCACUCUCACAGAUUAUAAGUAGGAACAGGACCCGUCAACUGGAUUGAACCAUUCCUGAGAUUCUGUUUGUCCAUUAGUUUUUAAACUGAACUCCCCAAUAGUUUAUAUAGGGGGAGUUUCCAGUUUAAAAACUGAUGGUACAAGAUGGCCCUUAGUUACACAGCAGACACAGUUGUUGGAAAUUUUGAAUACCUUUCUCCUGGUAGGAGCAGACCUACUUUUGUUCUGAUUCUUCAGAUUUUUCAGUACUAGAAACAUAAUUCUGCAAGGUAAUCAGAGAGAGAGAGAGAGAGUUUUAUAACAUGGAAAUCUGGGAUGUUUCCCCCCGUUUUUUUUAAAAAAAAGUUUCUUCCUCAAAACAUGCUUUUUAAAUAACACUGACUUUUUCCCAUAUUUUUUGGAGUUGUUAUACAGUAUAUUUUAUCCCCUUCUCCUCCCGUCACUUCCUCUAGAAAUUAAUUGGAAUUGUAUGGUAAAUCCCAUCUGACCCUGAAUAUUUAGACAUUUGCAUUUAAUUAUGUUCUCCAUGACUUCAGGGUUGUGUGAAAUUCUUUUGUCUGUACAAAAGGCUUUCAAAUGCUCUUGAUAAACCCUGAUUGGUUGUACCUACAAAUGUGACCAGGCAGUCAGCAGGUGUAUAUAAACAGAGGUGCAAUGUGUUUUCAUGUGGUGGACAAGUGCAUAACUGCUGACGAUGGGUCAUUCUACUCACUUCAGGCACAAUUCUUCUAAGCAAUAGACCAUUAAUUUACAUUUCUGUUCAUCUAAAAUCUUUAAAAUAUUUUUUUUAAAAAUAUUCCAGCCUCUUGAGAUUUCUAAAGCGUGUUUGAACUAUUAAUAUUAGAGGCUUUAAAGAAGAAAAGGUCACUUGACAUAUAUGACUUUUAAACUGAACUCCCAGGUCCAGCAAGAAGGGAUUUUUUGUUUUUUAAGGAAACAUUGCCUUUUAGUAUUAGUCCUGUGGGCACAGUCUGCAGUUGUGACUCGGGCAAAGCACCCAUUGAAGUCAAUGGGACUUUUGCCUGAGCAAGAUCAAACCCUUUAAUAGUGACAGGAGUGCUAAAGGUUGUUUUCUUACAAAGCUUGAUCCUGACAUGCUUGGAGCAGAGAAGAGUACCUCUUGCAUUUCAUGCGGAUGCUUGGACAGCCCCUGCCUAGUGCUGUACCCAAUCCCCUUUUUACAUGGGCAAACAAGACCCAACAGGGGAACUAGAUAUUCCUGAAACUCAGUGUUGCUGACCCCUUAAUCCACACUCUGAGGUUCUUGGCAUCCCCUGGCUAGAAAAAGUGUUUCUUCUGUUUAAGAACACUGAACUGAGCAGUCUGUAGUGGCUCUCCUGGGGGGCUGCAUCUUGUAAGGUGCUUAGAGCUUCCUGUGAAGUGCUGAGUGUUCUCAGCUCCCAUUGGAGAUGAGGGGUGCUCAGAAUGUCAUAGCAGACAUUCAACAUUUUGCAGGAUCUGCUACCUAAUGCCCACCACUAUGCAAGAUCAAGCCCUAGAAAGGGAAUAGCUAAAUAAAGGUCCUUAUUUUAUUUUAUUUUAUUGAGCAGGGAUCCUAGAAACCCAUUUGCCAUGGAAAAAUGCAGAGUUUGUGUUUUUACAGAGAUAUUUAGUUUUUAUAUUUUGUGGAAAAAAAAUAAAAACAUAUACAGUGGAAUCUUGAUUAUCUGAUCUAACUGGGACCAGGGCCAGAUUGGAUAACCAAAAAUUCAGAUAAUUAGAAGAAUGGGUGGGGCUCAGGUUGUCAGCCCCAAGUGGUGGGGCUUGGGUUGUCAGCUUAAAAAUUGCAACUAUAUCAAUAAAACAUUGUGUUCACCUGA
Messenger RNA from Dermochelys coriacea (leatherback sea turtle), 6821 nucleotides. RefSeq names its product vestigial like family member 3 (gene VGLL3). NCBI's taxonomy places the organism in Eukaryota, Metazoa, Chordata, Testudines, Dermochelyidae. Gene Ontology annotation, cellular component: nucleus. The record is from RefSeq and is a predicted model, not a curated record. Bases 366 to 1283 code for a protein of 305 amino acids. Gene Ontology annotation, biological process: regulation of transcription by RNA polymerase II. The transcript is spliced from 4 exons.